Molecule: messenger RNA, 2037 nt
Organism: Dendroctonus ponderosae (mountain pine beetle)
Lineage: Eukaryota; Metazoa; Arthropoda; Insecta; Coleoptera; Curculionidae
Product: protein-cysteine N-palmitoyltransferase Rasp
Exons: 6
Coding region: 209-1687 (492 amino acids)
Biological process (GO): protein palmitoylation
Cellular component (GO): endoplasmic reticulum
Molecular function (GO): palmitoyltransferase activity
Source: RefSeq, a predicted model, not a curated record
ACUGUGUUUGCGUAUUACAAAGUUAGGUCGACAUACUCAUUGUCGAUAGCAGAAUUACAUUCAAUAAUGAUUCAAUAUAAGUAAGGUUAUCAGACUGAAAGACCGCAGAAAGUAAAUAUAAAAUAGUAAACAAAAUAGGAAAACAUAACAAUAAUAAAUUUUGAAUGUCCCCAAAUGGCCAAGCUCUAUUGUAUUGUUUUGUACUCUAAUGGCCUUUACAAUCAAACUUCAACGUUUUGAAUCAAAAUUCUGUUUGCUAGCAUGGAUUACUGUUGUUUUAUACGUUAUAUACAAAUUUACCAUAUCGUCUCAGUCAUAUUUUCAUUCAUAUCAUGACCAGUAUGGAGACUUUACUGAAGGCUGGGCGUUUCUCAAUUUUCCAAACAGGGAUAUUGCGGAUUUUGAAUGGCAAAAUAUUAAAUAUUUUAUCACUGCGAUAUAUCCUAUAAUAUUAAUUUAUUUGGGGUUGUCUGAAGCAGGAAGGUAUUUGGCAAUAAACAAUAUACAGUUUCACCAGUAUUUUCAAAUAGCAUCCCCUGUGCUUUUCCUAACAUAUUCAAUGGGAUACAGAGUCACAUUGCUCGCCCUGUUACAGCCAGCUAUAUUUCGUAUUUCAAUAGUAAACCGCAAUACGAUUUGCACAUGGAUAUUGAAUAUCCUAAGCCUUGCUCUCAUUGCUUUGUACAAGAAAAUGUGCUCCCAAGAAGCUUUUUUAAAGUACAUGGGUUUAAACGCUUUUGAGGCCUACAUGCAUAUUUUGAUGCUGUGCUGGAUGAAUUUAAAAUGCACCAGUUAUGCCCUUAAUCACACGCCUAAACGACUUGAAGAAUAUCUGUCCUACUGCUUCUAUUUGCCUACAUUGUUUACGGGACCAUUUAUCGAUUAUGAGGAUUUCAUGAAGGUGCAUAUGCGAAAACCUGGAACUUUCAAUUUGAGGAUGAAAAAAUUAAUGCUUAAUAUUUUAAGGUGCCUCUUUUGGAUGCUCUUUAGUGAGUUCUGGUUGCAUUUCAUUUAUGUGAAUGCAACAUCAUUUCAAUUAGGGUUUGUAAAGUCGCUAGAUCUGUCUAGUCUGUGCGGAUACGGAUAUUCGAUGGGUCAAUUCUUUCACAUCAAAUAUGUGGUUUUAUAUGGUUUGACUACCAGUGUGGCUUCAUUUGAAGAUAUAAACGUCCCUACUUUCCCUAGAUGCAUAGGCAGAAUUCAUUUAUAUUCGGACAUGUGGAAGUACUUUGAUCCUGGAUUAUAUAAAUUUUUAAAAACAUGUAUAUUUAUUCCCGCUCAAAAAUUGGGACUGGCAAAGCUGGGGGCAUCGUUUCUGUGUUUCGCUUUUGUCUUUAUUUGGCAUGGUACCGAAGAGUACAUCUUUGUGUGGGCUUUGCUCAAUUUUACCGGUAUUGUGUUGGAGAAUUUAGCCAGCAAUUGGUACAAAAGAACCUUGAGCUCGUGGUAUUGGAAGAAGCUCUGCCCGAGCAGCCCACGAAGGACAAAAUGCUUACUAUCAGCUCCACUCUUGGCCAUGUCUGCUUUGUCGAAUUUUUACUUCUUUGCUGGAAAAGAUGUGGGAGAUAUUUUCCUCUAUACGAUAUUAAAUGAAUCAGUUUUUAAGAAGGCCUUUAUAGUGGCUGCACUUUAUUUCUGCUGCGAAGUAUCAACCGCCUUCCGAGAUAUUAAUGCACACGCUCCUUGAUUUAUACUGAUUAGUUAGAAGUAAAAUUGAUGUGUUUGACUGUGCUUUCAUGUAUUAAAGAUUUAUAGUUUCUAAUCCAAGAAUGUUUCAGUUUUCCUAUUGAUUGUAUUUUGUUAUUUGUAUGUACUUUUUUUAAAUCGCAAGCACGGUGAAAGAGCCUACGAAUUAUUUUCUACUCACGCUUGUCGUCAAAUAACAUUUUUCGCAAUUUCAUAUAUUAUGAAAUAAGACGGAAUCUUAAAAUCGGUGAAUAAUGUUCAAAUUAAUAGUUUUAUUUUUAAUGUAUUUACUGAAUAAGUUUAUUCAAUUGGUUUUGUCAUGAGGUAAAUAUAAUAUAAUUGCUAAAUUGA